AUGUCAUUUUCAAGCUUAUAUGCCACCCUUACACUCAGCAUACAGAAUGCCAGAUCGCUGGUGCACAGCGCUAGCUACACUUUAAACAAAAGGGAAGAUGCAGAGAGAGAUGGACAGUACCUGCUGGGGAUAAAAAGGAUCAGAAGACUUUACUGUAAUGUGGGCAUCGGCUUUCAUAUUCAGGUCCUACCAAACGGGAAGAUAACAGGAGUGCACAAUGAAAACAAAUACAGGACCCUUGAUGGGAAUACAGGUGGCUACAGAGAUGAGUGCAAAUUCAAGGAGAAUCUCCUGGCCAACAAUUACAAUGUCUACGAAUCAGCCGCCCAUCCUGGAAUGUAUAUCGCUCUCAGCAAGAUUGGGAAAACCAAAAGAGGCAACCGCGUGACACCCACAAUGACUAUGACACAUUUCCUUCCAAGGACAUAGUUGUUUUUUAACAAACCUCAAUGGCAGAGGACAUGCCAAAGAACUGUGUGGUUCCUGCUUGAGGUUCUCUACAAUCCAUAAUAUACAAGGACA
Molecule: messenger RNA, 522 nt
Organism: Cyprinodon variegatus (sheepshead minnow)
Lineage: Eukaryota; Metazoa; Chordata; Actinopteri; Cyprinodontiformes; Cyprinodontidae
Product: fibroblast growth factor 4B-like
Exons: 4
Coding region: 1-429 (142 amino acids)
Biological process (GO): positive regulation of protein phosphorylation; cell differentiation; positive regulation of gene expression
Cellular component (GO): cytoplasm
Molecular function (GO): fibroblast growth factor receptor binding; growth factor activity
Source: RefSeq, a predicted model, not a curated record